UUUUAUAUUUUAUUUUUUUAUUUAUUACCAUUCAAGGUAUAUGCACAGACUCCUCCCCUUAACGUCACGCUCAUCUUUUAUAAACAGGAAGCUAACUGGAGCGGAUCAGCUGCUGCUUGCUAAUGUAAACACUUCGACUGUCGAGGAUGUGUUGUCUCCCACCGGUCUACCUGUUGGAUUAACUAAACCAAAAGUAUCUCAAUACAUUGUUGCCGUGUUUGCAAUAAUGAACAGCCCUCUAGCCGUGACUCAGCAGCUUCGUUAUCAGCAGGCUGCAUGUAGCAGCAUAAGGGUGUAGCUUAGCUAAAUCAGAUCAUUCAGCCUUUCUGCGAGUCCUAACUGUAUCUCUGCGGCACUAUUUCUUGUUUAUUAUUACUAUUAUUUUGAAAGGAUGCACGUGUUGCUUCUGAAAGAGCCGCGAGAAGAGGCUUCUGGACCUGAUCCAUACAUUAAGGAGCUGGCAUCACAUGGACACAAAGCUACUCUAAUUCCAGUGCUGUCAUUUAAGUUUGUCUCAUUAAACACCUUGGCAGAUAAGCUUUUCCAGCCAGAAAAACAUGGUGGCCUUAUAUUUACUAGUCCUAGAGCAGUGGAGGCUGUGAAAAUGUGCUUAGAAGAAUCCAAAAAAAGAAAAGAAGAGUGGAGCAAGUUCCUGAGAGAUCAGUGGAACACCAAACCCAUCUAUGUGGUUGGAAAGGCAACCGCUGCAUUAGUCCAGAAUCUGGGUCUGACCCCCUUAGGAGAAGACACAGGAACAGCAGAGGUCUUAUCACGUGUCAUCAUUGAAAGAGAAGACACCAACAUCCCUCCACUUUUUUUCCCAUGUGGCUCAAUCAAAAGAGAAGUUUUACCCACGGCUUUGAGGGAAAAGGGAGUUCCCCUCGAGACGCUGACUGUCUAUCAGACCUCCGAACAUCCCGAUGUGGAGAAAAAUCUGAGGAAUUUCUUUACUGAGCAGGGGAUUCCAGCAUGCGUUGCUUUCUUCAGUCCCUCAGGAGUUAAGUUUUGUCUGGAAUUAAUAUUGAGGCUAUCAGGCGAUCGGCUGACUCAAAUAAAGCCACUUUGUUUCCAGUUUGCAGCCGUAGGGCCUACCACCAGAGAUGCAAUGGCUGCCGAGGGUCUUUGUGUGAGCUGCACGGCGGAGAAGCCGACAGCCGAGCACCUAGCAGCGGGGAUAUCUGACGCUCUGCUGUGACCACCUGCAACCUCAGAUCUGUCCUGUUUCAGUGUUUCCUGCAUUAUUCAUAAAUGUCAUGUUGUGUUGCUAUUUUAUGCACUGAAAAAUGUUGACUCUGAGAGGUCAAGAAGUCCAGUUUAAGUAUAUUUAUGUGAAAAAGGCUUUUUAAAAUUAAACAUUUGGUUGUUUUCUCAAA
Messenger RNA from Oryzias melastigma (Indian medaka), 1373 nucleotides. It is a transcript of the gene uros, whose product is annotated as uroporphyrinogen III synthase. The record is from RefSeq and is a predicted model, not a curated record. Bases 392 to 1195 code for a protein of 267 amino acids. Gene Ontology annotation, molecular function: uroporphyrinogen-III synthase activity. Gene Ontology annotation, biological process: uroporphyrinogen III biosynthetic process. The transcript is spliced from 9 exons. Lineage: Eukaryota; Metazoa; Chordata; Actinopteri; Beloniformes; Adrianichthyidae.